Messenger RNA from Penaeus monodon (black tiger shrimp), 1846 nucleotides. RefSeq names its product THUMP domain-containing protein 1-like. The record is from RefSeq and is a predicted model, not a curated record. Gene Ontology annotation, biological process: tRNA modification. Gene Ontology annotation, molecular function: RNA binding. Lineage: Eukaryota; Metazoa; Arthropoda; Malacostraca; Decapoda; Penaeidae.
CCGGCCUCAAGCGAACUCCGAGAAUGUAAACAAGAGUAACACGUGCGUUUGGUUUCGAGUUCGGCGUAUUGCAACUCAGAAUCACAAAAUCAUAUUGCAGUGGAUCCCAGCACAUAAAGCAUAUAAGCUCUUACAGGACUUUUAAAAGCAUGGGGAAAAACAAACGGCGUAAGUCCUAUUACAUACAGUCGGCCAAAAGACAGAAGAGAAAGGAUUCUUGCUUAGGCCCUGACAUGAUGGGUUUUCUGUGCAUGUGUAAUGGCCAUGAAAGAGAAUGUGUUCAGGAGUCGUACAAUAUUCUCAAUGAGUUUGCAAAUGAUCUUUAUGGAAAAGAGGAGUGGCAAGCUCAAAAUACACCCAAAGAAGCAAGCAGUGACAAUAAAGACAGCGGAUAGUGAGAGUGAGGAAGAAGACCUUGAUAUUGAUGCUGCUAUUAAGGCUGAUGUCUCAGAGCUGCAGAAAGAUGGAGACAAGAAAGAGAGACGCCGAAGAAGGUUCCAGCAGGUUGAGUGUGCAGCCAAAAACUGCAUAUUUAUCAGCACAACCCUUGAAAACCCACUUGAACUCUCCAUGAAGAUCAUGGACAGCAUCCUUGAGACCCAGAAACAGCGUACUAAGAAGCUUCUCAGGAUGAUUCCGGUGCAAAAGACUUGCAAGGCAUUCCAGAAGGACAUAGAGAGUGCACUUGAGACCCUGGCCAAGUCAUACUUUGAGAAGGAGAGCAAGACCUACUGCAUAGUUUCUAAGAUCAGAAACAACAGCUUGAUCAAGCGUGAAGACUUGACCCAGUCUCUCAUUAGUGUGCUUCAGGGGGCCAAUUCAGAGAAUGCCCCGGACUUGAAAACUCCUGAUGUUGUUGUAAAUGUAGACGUGAUUAAGAAUGUAUGCUGCCUUAGUAUUUUGCCAGGGUAUUUUACUCCUUAUUGUAAAUAUAAUUUAGUGGGAAUAGCUAAUAAACACAAGGAGCAGGAAAAAGAACAAGGGGAAAAUGGUACAGAUAAAGCAAAAGAACCAGAGCCAAAGGUUGAGGAUGCUGCAGGAAGUGAAGAGGUUGAUAAUCAGGAAACAAGUAAAAGCAAGAGUCAGGAAAAUAGUGAGAAAGAUGCCACACCUGGAGAUGAUGAGAUGAAAGAAGCUUGAGGGUGAAAUGGAAGAGAAACCAAAGCUGAGUAAAGGAUUUUUCUGACAAAAAAUUUUGUAAUGUGUAAUUUUUUUCUUAUGCCAAUGCAAAUUAGGGUCAAGCCAAUUCCUAAACAUAUAAAAAAGAACUAUAAUUAGUUAACACUGUAUAAAUAUAUAUUGUAAAUCAUGUAAGAUUGGCAACCUUAUUGAACUACAGGCUUUGUUGUGUAUAGAAAAAUAAGAAAUGAUACACAAAGAAUAUGAUUCACAAAGCACAUUUUUUGGCAUUUUAAGGUGGGACUGAACUAUAGUUGAUAUACAAUUUUUUGUUAAUACCUUCAGCAUGUUUUAUCAAGUAUUUCAUGGUACAUUAUUUAAGGGAAUUAUUGCUAAAUGAGCAGGAGAAAAUAUUAAGGUUGCAUUUUUCUUCCUGGUUAAUGAAACUGAAUACAUCUAGAAAAACUAGCAUGUACAGUAUUUUUAUAGGGAAAAAAAGUUUGAUAUUCAUUUCAUUAUAUUCAUAUAUGUUAAAAGUAAUAUCUUUUUAAUUGUAUUUUUAUUUACCAAAACAUUUUAUUGACUGACUUUGAUGAAAAUGCCUGCUUUCUUAAUGGUUCAGUACAUGAGAGAUAUGUAACAAGAUCUAUACUUUUGGGAAACUGACAUUAUUAUUAAAAUCUUCAUAUACCAUGUAAAUUAAUGAAAUAAAAAUAGAUUAAAUGAU